This is a messenger RNA of Thunnus maccoyii (southern bluefin tuna), 3205 nucleotides long. Its product is annotated as putative methyltransferase NSUN7. NCBI's taxonomy places the organism in Eukaryota, Metazoa, Chordata, Actinopteri, Scombriformes, Scombridae. Gene Ontology annotation, molecular function: methyltransferase activity. The record is from RefSeq and is a predicted model, not a curated record. The transcript is spliced from 13 exons. Bases 570 to 2852 code for a protein of 760 amino acids.
UUACUUCCUUCACUUUUGGACUCUAUCUGAUUUGGGUUUAUGGUCCACCAGUGUUGUCAUUAGCUUUCGACUGACAAAAUACUCUGUAAAACUUUAACAAGCCCUAACUUAGAGGACGUCCAACGUUAAGGAGAUUAAUUCUUGGUCCGUGAAGAACAGGACCUUGGAAUUAGCAUACGGUUACCAUGGAGACGGAAACACGCUAAAUCCAAAGUGCUCCACAAUGUAGACAUUUAGAAAGUUUGUUUUUAAUUGGAAAUACAACCCCGCAUAUCUAAGCAUUCUUUUUUUUUUUCAAAUACAAAUGACCGAUAAGGAGACUGAACGGUAGGUGACAGAGGUUACACUUCACAUCUGUGGAGGAGACGCCCAUCCCUCGCCUCAUAACGGACCCAGAUUUAUAGCUAGUGGGGAAUUUAUUGGCGGUUGAAACUUUGCGUCGAGUCAAGGUUUGUUUGAACUAUCGUCAGACGACAUGAAGAUCCCCGGAAAGGAGAGCUGUAUUUCUGGAGGAGAAAACAAGUCGCCCUUCUCAUAAGGUGUCUGAGAGCAAACACAGCCGUGAGAAAAUGGUGAAAAACAAAAAUAUUGGUGAGCGGUCCCAUCGCUCUUCCACAUGCAAGACGAAAAAGGCCGGCUCCCAAAUCGCAAGUGGCAAAGACCUGACUCCUCUGGAUAAACCAGCCGACAGUGACAUCCCUCCCGCUUCCCCAGAGCUCUUGACCACCAGCCAAGGUCAGCUGGGCUUUCCAGACAGAGUCUACCUGCUGGCAUCAGUCAUCUUCCAGAAUAACCACCUGGAGAAGCUGGCUGCCCACCGGCUGGUGAAUUAUGGCAAAGAGAGAGGGCUUCCGUUGCCAGAAGUCAAAGAUGAGAUGCAGCGCACUGCUUAUGAGCUUGCCUUCAAUACACUUAAAUAUCAAGAACUGCUGGAGGAUAUCAUGAUUGACAGCUGCUUUUACCUCACUCAGCCAAUGCCUGAUGAUCAGAUGAGCCUGGUUGCCGUCAUGCUCUAUGACUUCCAGGACAGGAAGUUCCUCCCACGGGAACGCCAGGGGGAGGAAGAAUUCGUACAGGAAGUCAGAGAUGUGGAGAACUACCUCCUCAGGUUUAAAACUAAGCUGGCAGCCUCUCUGGCUCGCUGUAGGAUCAAACACGAUCUCUUGUCCAUUGAGUAUAUCCUGCCGGAGAGCGUGAAGACAAAGCAGGAGAGAUCAAGCAGCCUACCGCUUUACGCAUGGGUCAACACACUGAAGGGCAGUCUUGAUGAGGUCCAAAGGGUGCUGAAGAGUGUGGGCCUCUCGCAGGUGAAAUCGAUUGGGCAGCUGGAGGGGAAGACCUUCUGCCAGGAUCCCCACUGCGGGGAUAUGCUGGUAUUCCCUGCUCAGCUGAAAGCAGAGUUGCAUUCCACCAAGCUGCUUAGCGACCACAAACUCAUCAUCCAGGAUAAAUCUUGCAGCCUGGGACCAAACUCAGUGCGCUCCCUGCUGCCAGAUGAGGGUGACAUUCUCAUGGUGGGCUGCUUCUCUGGCCUCACCGUCUCCCACACCGCCGCCUUAAUUGCUGAGAAACACAAAGCCAACAGCAAUGACCGGUCCACAGUCUACGUCUGUGUCAGCGAUCGUACAGAUGCUCAGAGGGAGGAGCUACAGCAAGUCGUCACCCUUAUGGGCUGCAAGAAUGUGAAGCUGAUACCCAAGGUCUUCCAGUCUUUGGACAGUGAUGACAAGCAGCUUGAAAACGUGCGCGUCAUCCUGUUGACCCCCAAGUGUUCCGUGUCUGCAAUCAGCAACCCUGUCGAGUUCAUACUGCAAGAGAACGGAGACACAGACCUGCUGCAGGAUUUAUCCCAGGACUCUGUACCCCAGAGCAAACUGGAAGCCCUGGUUGCACAGCAGAGGAAGGAUAUCGAUCAUGCCUUGAAAUUCCCCAAGGUUUUAGCAGUGGUGUACUCCACCUGUUCGUCAUACCCAGAGGAGAAUGAGGAGGUGGUGAGCAGAGCCCUGGAACAAGCCAAUGCCGGGCCAGAGCAGGAGGGCGAACCAAAAAAAUCUAACUUCAGGCUGAGCCCAUCCCCGUUCAGCUCUCCUAACCACGCCGAAGGCCCAAAAGAAACAGAUCCCUUCUUCACGCUGAAGCCCUCAGAGCAGAGUAAUGGCUGCUUCCUGGCUGUUCUCAUGAGAGAGCCUGAGCCAGUGGUCAAAGAGCCACCACAGGAAGUGCUGGCCAGGGCGAACGCCAGAGGCAUACUGGAUAGGAUUGGCUCCAACCAGCCAACCAGAAAAGAGCAGCAUGGACAUACCAACAGGUUGACAAAAGCAACCCAUGCUCGAACUUCUCAGCACCACCUCUCUGUCAGUAUGCAACCCAAAAGCCAAGAGAGCAGGGGCAGCAACAGUUCUGCUUUGUGUGGACAUCAAGGAUUUGCUAACAGGCGGCAGUCACCACAAGGAAAAGCCAAAACACUGUGCUUGCAACCCUCAAAAAACAGUGGGUCCAGCUCCUUCUCUCUCUCCAAACAAGAAAACACCAUCUCAUCCUCCUCCUCCUCCAAACCAGAAAACAACACACCAACGAAAACCACCACUCUGCAUCCCGCCCCGCCUCCUGCUACCCCCAUAAUCCCUGUGGUCCGCGCCCGCAGGGCUCAUCAGGAAGUCCUGAAACCUGUGGUACUCGUCCUGCCUCCCGUUCACUUCCCCAACUUCUUCUCACCCCAGCACAGACGGGCAGCAUUCAACCCCAACCUCAACUACAACAGGUGGAGGCCCCCAGCUCAAACUGGGCCUGUCUCUCGCUCCAGUGGUAGUCUCUCCAAGGACACUCUGGUCAAAGCCCGGCCUUUUUUUUGACCCCACAAGCACCAAUACAAACAGUAAAGAAAUAUUAACUUUUGUGCCAAAUGCUUACUUAAAUAAAGUCAGUAGUCUAGUCUAAAUCUAAAACAGUGUUACUGAUCUGCCACAUUACAUAAAGCUUGUGAAAAUAUAAAUCACCUCAAAUGCAUCUGGAGCCAUUAUUACUUGUCAUUAUUACAAUGUCAUUAGUAGAGUCUUCGUGUGCCAUAAAGAACAACCUUGCCACCGUCAGAAUCUAAUCAAACUGCAUAUAUUUAUACAGCUGGGCCAUUUCAAUGUCACUUCAUGAUGAAUAGCUAUUAUAUAGAGUUCCAGUGACCUGAAAAAUUAAAGGACAUAUUCAAGAA